This is a messenger RNA of Chenopodium quinoa (quinoa), 345 nucleotides long. Its product is annotated as glycine-rich protein 5-like. The record is from RefSeq and is a predicted model, not a curated record. The transcript has a single exon. NCBI's taxonomy places the organism in Eukaryota, Viridiplantae, Streptophyta, Magnoliopsida, Caryophyllales, Amaranthaceae. Bases 1 to 345 code for a protein of 114 amino acids.
AUGGCUAGCAAAAUUGUUGUUUUAGUACUCAUGAGUGCCCUUGUUUGCACCACCAUUGAGGCUAGGAAGCUCGUUGGUGGACUUGAUGAGCAAAAGACCUUCCUUCCUAGUGAGCCUCUCCUCCCUGGUGGGGUUGGAAUCGGGACAGGAGGAGGGCUCGGUUUAGGGAUAGGUCUUGGUCAUGCUGGAUUGGGUGUUGGUAGCGUGUUUGGAGGUGGAGUUGGGUUUGGAGGUGGGGGUGGAACCGGAGGAGGGCUUGGCGGUGGUGUUGGUGGUGCCGGUGGUGGUCUUGGUGGUGGUGCUACCGGUGGUGGUGGAGGGCUUGGAAGUGGAAUCAUCCCCUAG